UUCAUAUGCUAGUCGGAACUAGGAAACUCGGAAUUGUCAAACUUGCUGUUUCGUUGAACGCAGCACGUGUAUAGCUACAAACAGUUGGCAUGUCGGAAAUGUGCGAGUUUCCUAGUUCGGACUAGUGCGGCAUCAUACUGUAGAGGCGUGAAUUGUCAGAGCUGUCCCACUGGAUACAGACGGCAAUUCAACGUCUAUUCCACGUUGGUUGUUGUGGAAACAACGUAACUUCAAACCGUAUGCCCAGUGGGGUGCGUCUUUGCAUAAACUAGCUAAAUGGAGAGAAAACAAAUAAAAGUUAGCCAAAGUGUAAUGAUUUUGAUCUAAUAAUUAUUUUGUGAACACUCACUACAAUAAAAGCAUCGAGUGACAAAUAAACCUAUUUGAGUCGGAUAUUCACACUUUGAACUUUCUAAUAUGCUCGGCAGGAAUGCUCAUGUUUACGUUAGCAUAUCCGUCUGCCCAUGUCCGGAAGGGGUCAUUCUUCCGUCUUGUUCCGCUUGGAUAAUGCGGGAAGUGAGUGAUUGACAAUGCAGAUGUUCUGUCCAUAAACUUAAUCUUGUAUGCAUACGUCGGUGAUUCCAGAUAAUCUGACUGGAAUUUCUUAGUUUCUUUAACAUCUACAGCUGUCUUGCAUGCGGAGUAUCCCCUCCGGUCUGUCCAGUAUCCACAUCUCCUUCUCCAAAUCAGAGCAAUUCGUUUCUAAAUAGCCAGGGAUAGGCUACAGUAUGUAAAGAGGUAAGAUGGCCACCCCCUUUGUCCCAGUGCCUGUCCCCAUGGAACAGACCCCGACCUGGCCCAAGAGGACCUCCCCCCUGGGAAGUAUCUCUAGCUCUGGCUUUUCACCUCCUGGAAAGUCCCCCUGGGUGAAGGCCACUGGGUCCUGGGGGGCCACGGUGGCCUGUCCGAGCCUCCCCCAGACGUGUUCCAGCCCCGAGGGGUACAGGACAUCCAGAGGAGGGGAGCAGGGGUCGGUCCAGGAGGAUGGUACUCCAGGGGACAGUUGGGAGAGGCCCCUCACCCCUACCCUGCUGGGCUAUGAGGUCAUGGAGGAGAGGGCAAAGUUCACGGUGUAUAAGAUCUUGGUGAGAAGGAAUGAGGAAGAGAACUGGGUGAUCUUCAGAAGGUACACAGACUUCGCCAGACUCAACGAUAAGCUAAAGGAGUUAUUUCCCAGGUUCAGACUAGCCCUGCCACCCAAGCGCUGGUUCAAGGAUAACUACGACAUGGAGUUUCUGGAGGAGAGACAGUUAGGCCUACAAGCCUUCCUACAGAACCUCAUAGCACACAGGGAUAUCACCAACAGUGAAGUGGUCAGACAGUUUCUUUGUCUGGAUGACCCGCCAGGCCCCUUUGACAGCCUGGAGGAGAGCAGGGCUUUCUGUGAGACGCUGGAGGAGACCAACCACCGUCUCCAGAGGGACCUGUCGGAGAAACAGCGAGAGAUUGACUCUUUGAAAACAGCCCUGGACGAGAGACAGACCCACAUUGGGCUCCUGGAGAAGAGAGUGAAUGGUAUGUCCCCCAGCCCAGAGGGCCUUACUCCGGAGAGCAGCAGACUAUCAGCCCUAGGCAGCGAGAACAGCUCUGACACAGACACUGCCGCAGAUAGACACAGAGACACAGACGGAGAGGCGGACAUAGACACAGACAGGGGAUCAUCCACUGCAUUGGAGGCUGACCAGGAGACAUGUCCUGAAAGAAGAAGCUCAGACAUCCAAAGGCCACUCAAGGGUCACGGGGCGUACUGGUUAUCUGCAGCCAUUGAUUGUUCACCAGACGCUUUUAUAAAUUCAACAACUCCAUAGAAUGACGUGGAAUUCUGCAAUUGAUUCUGACCUGGGACCUGGAAAAGUAGAUGAUUCCAAGAUGGACUGAUGAGGAGCUACGAGUGUAUAGACUUCAUGUCCAGAUUCUUGCUUGUAGUGACUGCGUUAAUGGGUGAUUUAAGUUUUCAUAUAAGGUGUGUGUGUGUGUGUGUGUGGGGGGGGGGGUUCUGUGUGUCUAAGGAGUCCAUAAAUAUAUUGUUUAUGAAUAUUGACUUCCAACACUUGUUCUGCUCUCAUCUAAUGCCUUGGUUGUAUAAUAAUCAAGUGAAGAUAUACUGUAAUAUGUGUCUGACUGCCUUUAUCAAUGUCUUUUCUACAAAGCUAAGUACUGUAGUACUGUACUCAGGUUCGUACCUCCUCCCUGCAAAAAGCAAAACUAAUAAACUUGAUUGAUCUUAAAACGC
Messenger RNA from Salmo salar (Atlantic salmon), 2233 nucleotides. RefSeq names its product sorting nexin-16. Gene Ontology annotation, cellular component: early endosome; late endosome. The record is from RefSeq and is a predicted model, not a curated record. Gene Ontology annotation, molecular function: phosphatidylinositol binding. Lineage: Eukaryota; Metazoa; Chordata; Actinopteri; Salmoniformes; Salmonidae. Gene Ontology annotation, biological process: early endosome to late endosome transport; endosome to lysosome transport; protein targeting to lysosome.